Messenger RNA from Gadus chalcogrammus (walleye pollock), 3503 nucleotides. RefSeq names its product DNA topoisomerase Ia (gene top1a). Gene Ontology annotation, biological process: chromosome segregation; DNA topological change; DNA replication. The coding region runs from base 127 to 2391 and encodes 754 amino acids. The transcript is spliced from 21 exons. Gene Ontology annotation, cellular component: nucleolus; chromosome. Gene Ontology annotation, molecular function: DNA binding; DNA topoisomerase type I (single strand cut, ATP-independent) activity. The record is from RefSeq and is a predicted model, not a curated record. Lineage: Eukaryota; Metazoa; Chordata; Actinopteri; Gadiformes; Gadidae.
GACGGGACUUUGUCUGCUGCUCGUGUAUUUCUUUCUUCAUUCUGCCAGCAGCUUCUCGCCGGUGAUUUAACUCUGCACAUUUCUCACUUAGUUUUUUUUUCUUCUCAGUCCGACAAAGCAUAGGAAAUGAGUGGGGAUUACUCCCAUAACAACAACCAGAUUGACUGUGGCCCUCGAAACAACGAUCCUCACAAACAUAAAGAGAAGCACAAAGAACAUAAAAACAAGGACCACAAGAAGGACAAGGAACGGGAGAAAUCCAAACAUGCCAUCAGUGACCACAAGGACCCUUCUGAUAAGAAGCAUAAGGACAAGGAGAAGAUGAAGCACAAAGAAGGCAAUGCAGACAAACACAAGGACAAACACCGGGACAAGGAGAAGAGGAAGGAGGUGAAGUCUGCCGACGGCAAGGUCAAAAAAGAAAAGGAGAACGGCUUCUCCAGCCCCGGCCAUGUGAAAUCUGAGCCCGAGGAUGACUUUUACCACUCUCCCAAGCAGGAGAAGACUCUUAAGAGGGAACGUGAAGAGGACUUUGAGUCAGAAUUCAAGCCCAAGAAGAUCAAAAUUGAGAACGACAAGGCCAAGGGCAAAAAAAGGAAACAAGAAAAUGAAGACGUAAAGCCGAAAAAGACUAAAAACAACAAAAAGGGAGAAGUCGCCGACGGCAAGAAAAAGGGCAAGAAGGAGCCGGAGGAGAAGUGGAAGUGGUGGGAGGAGGAGCGCUACACGGACGGUGUUAAAUGGCGGUUCCUGGAGCACAAAGGACCCGUGUUCGCGCCCCCCUACGAGGCUCUUCCCGACCACGUCAAGUUCUACUACGACGGUAAACACAUGAAGCUCGCCCCAGCAGCUGAAGAGGUCUCCACCUUCUUUGGUAAAAUGCUCGACCAUGAUUACACCACGAAGGAAGUCUUCCGGAAAAACUUCUUCAAAGACUGGAGAAAGGAAAUGAAUUCUGAGGAAAAAAGCAAAAUCACAGAUCUGAAGAAGUGUGACUUCAACGAGAUCAACGACUACUUUAAGGCCCAGUCUGAGAUCAGGAAGGCCAUGUCUAAAGAACAGAAACUGAAAAUCAAAGAGGAGAACGAGCGGAUCCUGCAGGAGUACGGCUUCUGCCUCAUGGACAACCACAAGGAGCGCAUCGCUAACUUCCGCAUCGAGCCCCCCGGCCUCUUCCGGGGCCGCGGGGACCACCCCAAGAUGGGCAUGCUGAAGCGCCGCAGCCGUCCGGAGGACAUCAUCAUCAACUGCAGCAAAGACUCAAAGCACCCCAAGCCUCCCCCCGGGACCAAGUGGAAGGAGGUUCGCCAUGACAACAAGGUCACGUGGCUGGUGUCCUGGACGGAGAACAUCCAGGGGUCCAUCAAGUACAUCAUGCUGAACCCCAGCUCCAGGAUCAAGGGGGAGAAGGACUGGCAGAAGUACGAGACGGCGCGUAGAUUGAAGAAGUGUGUGGACCGCAUCCGGAGCCAGUACCACGAGGACUGGAAGUCCAAGGAGAUGAGGAUCCGCCAGAGGGCCGUGGCGCUCUACUUCAUUGACAAGCUGGCUCUGAGAGCGGGUAACGAGAAGGAGGAGGGCGAGACGGCGGACACGGUGGGCUGCUGCUCGCUGCGAGUGGAGCACAUCAACCUGUACCCCGAGAAGGACGGGCAGGAGUUUGUGGUGGAGUUUGACUUCCUGGGUAAAGACUCCAUCCGCUACUACAACAAGGUCCCUGUGGAGAAGAGGGCGUUCAAGAACCUUCAGCUGUUCAUGGAGAACAAGGCCACAGAGGAUGACCUGUUUGACCGGCUAAACACUUCCAUCUUGAACAAGCACCUGCAGGAGCUGAUGGACGGACUCACGGCCAAGGUGUUCCGUACCUACAACGCCUCCAUCACCCUGCAGCAGCAGCUGAAGGAGCUCACUAGCCCGGAUGAAAACAUUCCAGCAAAGAUCCUAUCCUACAACCGGGCCAACAGGGCUGUGGCUAUCCUGUGUAACCACCAGAGGGCAGCACCCAAAACCUUUGAGAAGUCUAUGCAGACCCUCCAGGGGAAGAUUGACGCAAAGAAGGACCAACUUUCAGACGCCCGGAGAGAGCUGAAGAGCUCCAAAGCGGACGCUAAAGUACGGAGAGACGAGAAGUCCAAAAAGACGGUGGAGACCAGGAAGAAGGCCAUUUCCAGGAUAGAGGAGCAGCUGAUGAGGAUGGAGGUGCAGGCGACCGACCGAGAGGAGAACAAGCAGAUUGCACUGGGCACCUCCAAGCUCAACUACCUGGACCCUCGCAUCUCUGUGGCCUGGUGUAAGAAAUGGGACAUCCCCGUGGAGAAGAUCUACAACAAGACCCAGCGGGAGAAGUUCGCCUGGGCCCUCGACAUGGCCGAGGACGACUAUGAAUUCUAAGUCAAAAAAUGUCUGAGUUUUUACCUAAAUGACGCGCUCUUUUAACAGACAUCUUGUUUUUAGCUUAAAUGACUUUUCACCCGGUGGCCAGACCCGAUGAGGGCGAGUGUGUGUGGGUUUGUGUGUACGUGUGGGGUUGGGCGGACGGGAGUGGCCAGACGAUGAGGUGGCUUGAGUGCGUCGUGCUGCCUGCUGACCUGAGGCGAUACACUCAUCAUCAGAGCUUCGAGGGUUUCCCUGUGGUCUUUGCGAUCCCCAUCCUACACUAAUGCCCCACCUCGCUCACAUGCACACAAUGGAAGGGUGGGGGGGAAGGGGGGAUCUGGAAAUACCUGAACUUUGAACUCUGUGGUCCUUAUAGCUACUGUAUUCAGCAAAAAAACACAUGUGUAAUUUUAUUUCUGUCUUGUAAGCCCACCCAUGUAGUAUUAAUGAAUUCUAUAUUUUGAUAGAAAAAGCUAAAUCAGAAAUUCCUUAAAUACACCCAGGCGCCUUUUUUUUUGGAGGAAAUGCAAAACUCUUGUUUUGAAGUGUGCGUGUACGUGUGCAGGAAAGGGAUACAACAAAAUCAGUGUGGGUGACUAUUUAAACUGGAUUGUGUUAACAUGUAACAACGUGAAAUGCUGGGACAGGGCGACGAGAUACUGCAACCAUGUCGAUAUUUAACAAGCAGAAUGUGAAUAUUAAUUUACAGCCUCUAUCAGGGAUGUCUUUAAAAAAUGUAAAUGUGAACUUUUUUUUAACCAAUUAAGUUGCCAGCGCCCUCAGUCUGUGCGUAGGCCUGUCUACAUUUGAUUUGAACUGAAAUCAUUUUAAUGAUGACGAGGAAAGAAUAUCCCUAUUCUGUUACUUGAAGAUGAUAUUUUAAUGUAUUUUAAGUUGGUCAAUGGAGAUUUUUUUAAUUUCUUUCUCCCCUUUCCUGACAAGGUGUUUAUGUGAGAAAGAUUUCAACUUUGCCAAAAAAAAUACCAAUCUGUUACAACACAAGGCAGGUUUUUCUAAUGAUGUUUGACGGAACAGACGCGUAACAGUACAUUUGAUGUGUGAUAGAUUUGCGAAACAGGAGGAUGAUGUUGGUGUCGAACAAAAAAGAAAUCAACGUCCUCUCCCUG